Molecule: messenger RNA, 5646 nt
Organism: Spizellomyces punctatus DAOM BR117
Lineage: Eukaryota; Fungi; Chytridiomycota; Chytridiomycetes; Spizellomycetales; Spizellomycetaceae
Exons: 15
Coding region: 1-3816 (1271 amino acids)
Molecular function (GO): protein binding
Source: RefSeq, a predicted model, not a curated record
AUGACUCAAGAGGUCGAGCUUGGAUUGAGCAUUGGGAAUCGUUCUGAUUUAGGAAAUGGUGCAGGCAAGAUGGAUCCUCGACCAGCUUCAGCAGCUGGCCAUAACCGUACGUCUUCGGUCACGUCGUCUGAAGCUGCGUCACAGCAGGCGCAAUCAGCACCAUCUUCCACCACAUUUUACCAGUCCUUAGCGGUCCACCUCGCCCCACCAGUCACCUCGUUGAGCAUUUCACCUAAUGGAAGAGAUGUAGUGCUCGCAGCCAAGCGAGGUCUAUAUAUCGUAGAUCUUGAUAAUCCCUAUGAUCCCCCUCGUGUUAUUCACCACAUGACCAAUUGGGAAGUUAGCGAUGUACAGUGGAAUCCACACAAGUCUAGAGAGCAUUGGAUUGCGACCACGUCAAACCAGAAAGCACUGGUGUGGAACUUGACCCCGUCAGGCUCGGAUUCGUCAUCAAAGCAUAUUCAAUAUAUUCUGGGUACACAUCAACGAGCGGUGUCUGAUUUGAACUGGAGUCCGUUCCAUCCAGAGUUACUGGCAACUUGUUCGUAUGAUACCUACGUCCAUUUAUGGGAUCUUCGCAAAAAUCCGGACAAACCGGCAAAUUCGUUUUGUGCAUGGACCGCGGGUGCGACACAAGUCAAGUUCAAUCGUCUGAAUGAUUCUCUGCUUGCCUCAUCUCAUGAUACCGACGUGAAGAUCUGGGAUGUUCGGAAAGGGUCGACACCCGUGACACUCAUUACAGCGCACAUGACAAAGAUCUACGGUAUCGACUGGAGUAGGAAUAAUGAGGACGAAAUCAUUACUUGCAGUCAGGAUAGGCUAGUGAAGUUCUGGGACAUUACGCAACCAAGAACCUGCCAGGCGACCAUAGUCACCGGAUCACCUGUAUGGCGUGCGCGAUUCACGCCCUUUGGAAAUGGGAUCGUCACAAUGCCUCAAAGAAAGGAUACCAAUCUUCUUCUAUGGAGUUGCGAUAAUCUGGUGGCGCCUGUAUACUCAUUUGAAGGACAUACAGACGUUCCUCGCGAGUUUGUUUGGCGUGUACGAGGGGGUGAGAAUUCUGGGAUCGAUGACAGAGCAUUUCAGCUAGUCACUUGGUCAAAAGAUCAACACUUGCGACUAUGGCCGAUAGACGCGGAGCUUACCAAGGCUGUUGGUCAUAAUCCAGGUCCUCUGUUGUCACCGAACAUGGAACGGGAAGAUUCAACGGAUUCAGCCGUUGAAACGACUCCAUUACCUCGCAGCAUGUCAGCAUUAGAUUUGCCUUCAGCUCGAUAUGCACCACUACGAAAGAAAUUUUCUGAGGCUGAGAAUGACGUUGUGUCGGAAGGUCAUACACAUAGUCAUCGACGGCAAAGUCGAAGCUUGACCAUCCGAAGUUCAUCCAGUGCAGAUCGAUCUGAGGAUCCAACUGAAGAUUGGCUUGAGUCUCGAGGAUUUGACCAUAACAUACAGUCGCCAUUGGAAGAAACGGAGGCUGUUCCCAGGACCUUGGAAGAAGAAAUCACUUUGGUUACUAAAAAGUAUUCCAUGGUGCACUUUGAAAAGGUCAACCUCUCAAAUCGAACUUGCACAAUUACCCUUCAACGUGCCAAUGAUAAUUUCGCUUCCUAUCAACCUCCGCUUGCCGCCAUCCCAUCCGCAUUUCUCCGCAUCGAUAUGAGUUUCCCACCCCAAUAUCCAAAUCACGUCGCACCUAUCAUGGAAAUUCAAAAAACUGGCAUGGUCAGCAUGGCAAAUAGAACUUACCUAGCCAAGAAAUUGGCGCAGAUUGCCAAUGUCUAUGUUCAAAACUCGACUCCGUGUCUAGAACCAUGCGUACGCUAUCUCCUACUUGGUACUGCGGGUGACACUGCACCUAUGCCUCCUUCCCUCCCUAACUCAGAGGACGGAAAAGGAGUUAACUUAAGUAGAGCUUCAAGUGAAUUGCUUACCACCUCGGCGCUUGGCGAUGAGAAGGAUAUAGGUUUAUUGAGCGAAACGGUCGCUUCGACGGGUCUCCUCCAUGACAAUGAUGACAUCGAUUCGGAUACUACCAGCUCGAGUGACGCCGGGGGAGUAUCGCUUGUUCCGGGGCGACUGAAGAAUACGAUGAGAGAGAAACGCUUGCUAAAGGAAGUCAUUGUGGGAAAGGACAAUAACAAUGUCCCCUUCCCUCGACUCUGCGGCGCGUCCUUCUCGCCAAAUGGCAAGCUCGUCUACUUUUUCUCCCCUCUUCCGCAUCCAUCUGCGACAAAAUUCACUGCUUACACGCUCGUUACGCGAAAUCAACAGCCUGUACUUCAGUCCCAGCACUUUACAACUCAACCAAAGACAUACCCUCUGUACGAGAAUUAUCGCGCAUUUGUCCUGGCAAGGUUUCCAAAGAUGUUCAUCGCUGGCGGGAACAUCUACGAACCAGGUGCGCUCGAUGGGCUAGAGACCGGAAAGAUGGGAACAAGCGGAAAGGGAGUAAGCCCGGGAAAGCUGAACUACUGGUUGGAUUCUGAUGAAAGUGGGGAAGAGUCGCCGGCACCAAGUUUGUUUUGGAGGCCAAAGCCUGGAGCUUCACUCCAACCAGCAUUGUUUUCUUCCGCAGACUUCCUUGCAAGACUCCAUCAGCAUCCACCUUCUUCCAUAUCCUCCAACACUGCCUCCCCACUGCUUCCCGCGUCCGUUACACCCAAUCCUUCUGCAGCUGUACUGACUCGCCUGUCUCAAACCCCAUUUGACCCGCAGCGGGCCGAGGUAGGGGCGAAAGAGCAAUCAGCCUUGUCCGCCACAUAUGCAGGGAGAACUACACCCAUCAAUUCCCCAAAGGGACAUCGCAGUCUACCAACAGUCUCACACCGCACUGAGUCUUUUAGCCUUCCGUCCAAUAAAAAUGAAGUACACCCAGGUCGACCCGCAUCGAUAUCUAUUGUUCCAACAGUCGGCGAGAAUGGCGUGGCAUCGGCGCCUAUCCCUAGUGACGUGCUCAAACACCCAAUUUCAAGCCAACCCAUGACUGCCUCCGCGGGUUCGCGUCCACAGAGCUUGCUGUUUGAAUCCCCGCCAGGGUCACCACCGCAUAGUCCUCGGCAUUCGUUUUCAGGCAGUUUGCGACACUCACCGUCGCCCCUCCGUGCCAUAAAGCAUCGCCGAGCAAAUUCGGCUGAAGUGAGCGGAAGCGGGAGUGAAUAUGGAAGCGUGGCUUCCAGUCUAGAUGAGCGUGGCGCUCAAAUAUUUAGCGGACAAGCGAUAGGCGACUCACCUAUGACAGGAUCAACCAUUGAUGCUAGCGUUUUUCGGCGGCCGGAUUUGGUUGAUCGGACAAAUGACACUCCGAUACCCGCAAGCUCUCCGUUACUGUUACAAGAACCCUUACCGGAACCCUCGAGCUAUGGAACAAUCGUCCAUAUUAAGGAUGUGAGCGACUUGUUACCUACCAGCGAAACGCUGGCCAAAGCUUAUACGCUCCACGGCGAUGACCCAGUGGCCAUUUGUGCCGCAAACUGUUCCGCUGCCCAGCAUGCUAAUCGACCUGACCUCAUGCGUAUCUGGAGCUUAGCAGGGUUGUUACUAGCUGAAUGUGCAUCUGUUAAGCCAGAUGCCCUGCUACCCGAAGAGCACCCUAGGAGAAGCCGCAGACGACGGUUGCGCGACCUUGGAAAGCGGAAAGAUCAAACACACAUUGCUCGGGACGGGCAUAUCGUCGUCCGUAGUUCGAUGUACAGCUCUGGCGAUAAGAGAAGACGAGCUGGAGCAGGGCUGGAGCAACGGGAUGAUCGAGAACAGUGGGCUCAGGUGGAAUGGCAAUGGCAUCCGUUUGGAAGAAGAAUGGUGCAUGAUUUGUGAGAUCCAAUCGCUAUUGUCAACGUGCAUAUGAUGUUUGUGGUACUAAAAUGGUUGCACGCAGGUUCAAAUAUCUGGAAAAAAUUGGCGAUAUACAGACUCUGGCUUUGUUGACAUGUGUCUUUGCCGAUCCAUUUUCGCGAGAGAAGGCGGAAGCAUCACGGGCAACAGGGGUUACGUCUGUGGGUGUAAGUGCUGAUCGGAUUAACCAAAUGCUGCAUCCUAGUCCCGCUGGAUCAGACGUUUCUUACUUUCAUUACCGCCCUGGGUCCAACUCUUACUUUACGCCACAGCCUUCCAGUGGUCCCCCUAUUACAUCCGUCCUUGCUGGAAUGGUAACACCAACUGUCGCGUCUGCGUUUUCAAGAGUGGGCAUAGCAGUCAGCAACCUGGCAGCCGACCCACAGACGGGCACAAUUGCAAUGCAAUUAACAAGCUAUGCUAGUGAUGUCCAUUCAGGCACAUCGCGAAUAAACCCCAGCGUCGAGACGACAGCUGGCCCUACAGUCAGCCGAUCCCAUGAGCAUCCUUAUUACCACCACAGCCACGCACACUCUCUGGCCCAGCAGGUCACCGCUCCGUCAGCCCCGACUCCCUGCUCAGGAUCUACGGCAACUUCCGGUCCAUUCCCCCAGGCGGGAUCGUCGUAUGCAAGUGAUAGCGUAUUGGGCACUUAUAUGGAUAGUGCUCGGUUUGAAGCUCCUUUGUCGUCAGCGUCUCCAGUCCCAGGGAACAGAGAAAUGAACGCGCGAAAUCCAACCUAUGCGCAAGCUGUCAGAAGCGGAACGACAAGUCCUCCCCCGCGUAUUCCCUCAAGGGGAGGCACCUUCUCAGGCAACGGCCACGUCUCGGGUAGUAUUGCAUCUCAUCUGCGCGCUUCGUCGGUGACGCCACCCAGCAUCACCCGUCAAAGAACAACUGAGGCGUGGGGUGCCCCGUGGCCGUCGCGUGAGAGCAAGCCGGGAUCACCAAUACCAUCUGGAGGUGUCGGCUGGACGUUGACUGCACCCUUGGCGAGCGUGGCAGUAUCUGGAACUACUGGACAGUUUGGCGUCGCUCCGACUGCGGACUCAAUAGCUCCUGGCUCACAUUUUAGCUCAAGCGUACAGUUGGCUGGCGCGAAUGGUCAUCAUCAAAGCUCGCCUAUCUUAAUGCUCAAACUUACUGAGAACGAGGAUAUAGAUCAGCCACGUUCUUAUGCAAAGAAUCCUGCUCUAUUACCCGCACCGCAAAGAUUGGGUUUGCUAGAUCCAAAACAGCGAGCAAUAUAUGAUCGUUACAGAUUGUGUUAUGCGGAAAUGCUGUAUCAAUGGGGGCUUUUGGAACAAAGAGCCGAGGUUCUAAAGUUUGUUGCGCAUGCUGGCGCUCCUGGUGGGACGCAGCAGCAGCACACCGGUAUCGACUUUGGCAUAGUUUGUCCGACAUGCUCUAGCAGCUUAAUCCCAUCAUCUCGACAACCCCGCCUUCAACAUGCCUACUCCUAUUGCUGGCGAUGCGAUCGCAAAAGAUACGGAAUUAGGUGCGCGAUCUGUCGCUUACCUUGCAAAGGCUUGGCAAACUUUUGUCUGGUAUGCCGACACGGCGGACAUGCGACACACAUGCAGGAGUGGUUUGAUGAAAGCUCAGAGUGUCCUGCAGGUUGUGGAUGUCGUUGCGUGCUGGAGAAUGGCGGGUUUGGGACCUCCUGAGGUAAUCCCGACUGUAAUUUUAUAUGUAGGAUUGUAGAUAUCUGCCAUGCCCAAAAAUAAAUAAAACCCAGCUGGCCUUGUGUAUCUAUGCUUGUCAUGAGGCUGUGGGCUGCGGAAAUAUCACAUAGCUCACAUGUCAAUUGAG